Messenger RNA from Trichomycterus rosablanca, 1216 nucleotides. Its product is annotated as E3 SUMO-protein ligase ZBED1-like. The record is from RefSeq and is a predicted model, not a curated record. Gene Ontology annotation, molecular function: protein dimerization activity. The transcript has 2 exons. Bases 560 to 1216 code for a protein of 218 amino acids. NCBI's taxonomy places the organism in Eukaryota, Metazoa, Chordata, Actinopteri, Siluriformes, Trichomycteridae.
UUUUAGGAGUGCUGCCUUUCCCCCAAGACCACAGUGCUGAAAACAUUGCAGCUGCUCUGAUGUCUCUGGUAGUGGAGUGGGGACUUGAGGGGAAGGUUCAAUGCCUGGUGACUGAUGCUGCUGCAAACAUGCUCUGCACUGCAAAAAAACUAGCCAUGCGACAUAUUGUUUGCAUUGCACAUGCGUUAAAUUUGGUUGUUAAAAAGUCCCUGGAUCAAACGCCUGGCCUAGAAGAACAGCGUUCAAAGGCACGAAAAGUGGUGACCUAUUUUAGGUCAAGCACUACCGGAAAAGAAAAACUGAAACAUGUGCAACAGCAAAUGAACUGUGCAGUGAUGAAGCUAAUUCAGGAGGUGGAUACACACUGGAACAGCACCUUUUUGAUGUUGCAGCGCUUGUAUGAUGAGAGACAGACAGUCGGGGCAGCUCUGGCAUCACUUAAGAUGUUCAUCCUCUCUCUUCUGAGGAAUAUGAAACAAUCGCAGCAUGUCUCCAAGUGCUUUCCCCGUUCUAUGCAGCAACUGUGGAACUGUCCCAGGAGAAGAGAGUGUCAGGUUAAAUGGUGAUUCCACUUGUAAAGAUGUUAUUUCAAGCAACCCAGGAAGUAAUACUGAAGACCACAAAUGUAACAGCAACACUUCUUGGACGGAAUAUCACUGCAACCCUCAUAAAUACGUUUGAUAACCUUGAGAGCUCAACACUCGUGUCACUUGCCACACUGUUGGAUCCAAGAUUUAAAGCCAUUGGAUUUCACAGUCCAGAAAAGGCCCAAAAUGCUGCACGGAAACUUACAGCUGAAUGUGCAGCACUGGUCAGGCAGACACGAGUGGAGACUUUAUCAGAUCAUUCACCUCAACCAGCAACAAGUGCACAAAAUCCAUCCUCCUCAGCUUCCAACCUUUGGUCAAGUUUUGAUCGAGAUGCUGCACUGGCAAGAGCUCACAGGAAUCAUACAUCAGAUGCCACAAUUGAAGUUCAGAGAUACUUGUCUGAUCCUCCCUUGCAAAGAUCAGAUGAUCCACUGGCCUACUGGAAUGAGCACAAAAAUGUUUAUCCACAUUUGUUCUUGUUGGCUAAACAAUAUUUAUGCAUACCAGCCUCAUCUGUUCCGUGUGAACGUGUUUUUUCAAAAGCCGGAGAAGUUGUCAGCAAAAAAAGAAAUCGGCUAAGUCCAAAAACUGUGGAAAAACUCUUAUUCCUUAAUAAAAACCUCUGA